CAAUCGAUAUGUUUCCUUCGGGCCGAUGGCUUGUCCCGAUGUUCUGGCUCAUUUCGAACUCGAUCUGUUGGAUACGCGGCUCGCGAAUCCUCGUCAUCGCCCCCUUUGAGACCCACUCGCAAUGUAUGCUGCUGACACCCUACAUACAAGCUCUAAAGGAUCGGGGUCACCAGCUGACGGUGAUACACGCAUACAAGCACUGCAUGCCGCCAAUCGAAAGCGUGACCUUCAUUCAUAUAUGGAAUAAUAAUUACACCUAUGCAGAGUUUGAGGAAUCCAUGGUAAUCGCUUCAGCUAGCAAUAAGUGGGAAGAAAUACGUACCAUUUCGAAAGUCAUGGCUAAUGUCUCAUUCAAUGUACUCAAUAACGUGGAAGUUCGAGCACUGAUGCACUCGGGAAUCACAUUUGACGUGGUUGUCCUGGAAGCAGGAUAUAGUGACGUACUGUACGGCAUGGCCGCCCAUUUCAAUGCCACACUGAUCGGAAUUUGCACCUGCGUGGCAGAUUGGAAUAUAAACAAUCUGGUGGGUUACACCACAUCCACUUUAACAGAGCCAAUAGUGCCAUUUGGUGUGAAAUCUGUGAAAACCGUUUGGGAUCGCAUCUACAAUUGGUUCUACACUUCCGAAGAGUGGCUGCUGAUGAACUUGGUAUUUCUUCCGAAGCAGCGACUUGUCCACGAUCACUUCUUCGGCCAUCUGGAGAAGAGCUUCCUGGAGAUCCGGCAAGACUUCGCAUUGAUGCUGCUGAAUCAACACUUUAGCCUAUUUCGGUCCAGGCCAAAUGUGCCGGGAAUGGUUGAGGUGGCCGGUCUACACAUUCCCAAAAAGGAUCCACAGCUGCCCAUCGAUCUGCAGGUGUUCAUCGAUGAGGCAGAACAUGGAGUAAUCUUGUUUUCGCUGGGUCUGGAACAGCAAAUCAACGAUUUGCCCACGAAAACACAGGAAAUUCUGGUGGAAACCUUCAAAUCGAUUCCACAGCGUGUGAUUUGGAAGUUCGAUGGUGAAUCUGCGGUGCCUCUCGAUAGUAGCAUCUACCACGCCAGUCUUUUGCCACAGCAAGCGAUUUUGGCGCAUCCAAACGUAAAGCUCUUUAUAACUCAUUGCGGCAUCAUGAGCGUUAUUGAAGCUGCCUACUAUGCAACGCCAGUUUUGGGCCUGCCAUCGUUCUACGAUCAGUUCACCAAUUUGGAAAUCAUGAAAGAGGAGGAAGCAGCGCUGCAGUUGAACAUCAAUAGCUUGACAGUACAGGAGUUGAAGGACACUGUGGAGAGUCUUAUAAAUCAGCCAAAAUACCGAGAGAGUGCCUUGGCUAUUUCGCAAAGAUUUAGGGAUCAGCCCAUGCAUCCCAUGGAUACGGCCAUUUAUUGGACGGAGUACAUUAUACGCUACAAGGGUGCGAAUCACAUGAAAGUAUCUCGCUCGCAGUUGAAGUUGUUCGAAUACUAUUUCCUGGACAAUUUCAUAAUGGUCGGAUUGCGACUGUCCUUGGUGGUGGCUAUUGUUUUUGUGGUCCUUUCUAAAAGCAGAAGAUGGCUAAAUCAUUUGUCUACAACCUCAUGCUGGUAUUCAGAAUAAUAAGAAGGCAAUAUCUUAAACAUUUAAUUAGGAGUUAUCUUUAGAUAAAUACGAUUUUAAAUGAAAACGUAGUUUUUUAACUCACGAGAGAUUAUUUA
Messenger RNA from Drosophila teissieri, 1675 nucleotides. RefSeq names its product UDP-glycosyltransferase UGT5 (gene Ugt304A1). NCBI's taxonomy places the organism in Eukaryota, Metazoa, Arthropoda, Insecta, Diptera, Drosophilidae. The record is from RefSeq and is a predicted model, not a curated record. The coding region runs from base 9 to 1577 and encodes 522 amino acids. The transcript has 2 exons. Gene Ontology annotation, molecular function: UDP-glycosyltransferase activity.